Molecule: messenger RNA, 4173 nt
Organism: Girardinichthys multiradiatus
Lineage: Eukaryota; Metazoa; Chordata; Actinopteri; Cyprinodontiformes; Goodeidae
Gene: vipr2
Product: vasoactive intestinal peptide receptor 2
Exons: 15
Coding region: 253-1566 (437 amino acids)
Biological process (GO): cell surface receptor signaling pathway; adenylate cyclase-modulating G protein-coupled receptor signaling pathway
Cellular component (GO): plasma membrane
Molecular function (GO): peptide hormone binding; G protein-coupled peptide receptor activity; vasoactive intestinal polypeptide receptor activity
Source: RefSeq, a predicted model, not a curated record
UCAUCCGCCAGUCUGGGAAGGAGAGCCGUCCGUCUCAGCAAAUCUGCAGGAAACUGUCAUCGCGAGAAAACAGGUCACCGGCAUGGAGUGAGAGGGAACUUCAAACAGACCCUGGUACAGAAGACCGGGACGCCAUCUUGUGAUUUCCUGGCGGAGCCGAAGUGGAGAGGCUGACUACUCUUCAAACAGCCAGACUCCAACUAAUAAGUACUUAAGACAGCUGACUGGUUUGUGUCUACCUGAGGACUGAUCAUGGGAAGUUUGCUAGUACCGACCCUUUUUCUCUGGAUGUGUCCGCUCAUGGUUGUUGCCCGACAUCCAACGUGUAACUUCCUGCUGGAGGUGGAGAAAGAUCAGCUAGACUGUGUGAGGAGGCUGAAGGAAGAGGAGGCUGCCAGCAACACUAAAGAGCCGGGAUGCAAAGGAACCUGGGACAACAUAGCGUGCUGGGACCGAGCUGAAUUUGGAGAAACUGUCACUAUCCCCUGUCCUCGAGCCCUCAAGACAAUAUUCGGCAGAACUGGUAACAUCAGCAGGAACUGCACAGCAGCCGGUUGGUCGGAUGUUUUCCCAAACAUAAGCAGCAUGUGUGGACUCGACACGAGCCAGGAGAAGCUGGUCUUCUACGUGGUCGUUCAGACGUUGUACACUCUGGGUCACAGUUUGUCUCUGAUCGCCCUGACCACAGGGAGCGCCAUCCUCUGUCUGUUCCGGAGGCUCCACUGCACCAGGAACUACAUCCAUCUCAAUCUCUUCAUCUCCUUCAUCCUGAGAGCUGUGGCCGUGUUGGUUAAAGAUGCCAUCCUCUUCAAUCGAAGCUCGCAUUGCUCUAACCAGCCAUCUCUGGUGGGAUGUAGAGCCAGCUUGGUGUUUUUCCAGUAUUUCAUCAUGGCCAACUUCUUCUGGCUGCUGGUGGAAGGCCUGUACCUCCACACGCUUUUGGUUGUCAUCUUUUCUGAAAACCAACACUUUAUCAUUUACAUGUUUAUCGGCUGGGGAAUCCCUACUGUGUUCGUGUCUGUGUGGGUAAUGACAAGGAUUUACCUGGAAGAUACGGGGUGCUGGGAAAGGAAUGACAACCCCAUUCCAAACUGGGUGAUCAAUGGGCCAAUCGUAUUCUCCAUUUUGGUCAACUUCAUCCAGUUCAUCAACAUCAUUCGGAUCUUGGUUCAGAAGCUGCGAUGUCCUGACAUUGGCGGCAAUGACCAAUCACAGUACAGACGGCUGGCCAAGUCCACCCUGCUUCUCAUUCCUCUGUUUGGGAUCCACUACGUGGUCUUCGUGUCUCCCAGCGAAUCCAUCGCAGAAGAUUACAAAAUAUUCUUUGACCUGGCUCUCGGUUCCUUCCAGGGUCUGGUGGUGGCCAUCCUAUAUUGUUUUCUGAACAGUGAGGUUCAGGGCGAGCUGAAGAGGAAGUGGCGGAGUAUGUGUCUGAACUGCCACUUGAGCAGAGCUCAUCACUUCAACAAUAACUUCACCUCCAGGAAUGAUUCAGAGCAGAUGACACAGUUUCAGCACACCUCCAGAGACCAGUCCAUCCUGCAAUCGGAGACUACAAUACUGUGAGAACAUGAGUGAAACGUUUGACACAAACAACAGACAAUAAAAUAAAUGUAGCCUCCAGGUUGACCUGGGUCAAAUGGUUUUCCUAAUUUAAAGAUACUAAAAUGGAAGAAAUGCCCCGCAUAUUUAUUAGCAAAUGUUGGUUCCAGUUUUAGAAAUAUCUGCAGGUGUUUCCUAAGUGCUAAGAGCUGUAAGAGCUUUAUGCUUAGACUGAUUUUCCUGGAGUUAGUGGACAUAUGGGAAAAUGUUAAACAAAAACACUUGAAUAUUUUUUUAUUAUUCACAUGAAAUAUAUUUUUAGUUAAGUUCAGUUACUGGCACACAUGCAUAGGUUUUAGUAUUAUCUUUUUGUCUUCUUAAUGUGCAUAAGGUCAUCAGUUUUACUUUACAAAUGCGGAAUUAACAUGAAUAAGAUGAAGACCAGAACUGAUUCUGGUUCUGCAGAAGAAAAACAUAGCAGAUUAGACUCUACAUUGAUGUUUCUGGCAUGUAUCCUGUAGCAUAUUCAGCUCUGCAUGUUGACUGUUCAAGUCAGAAUCUCACUUAAAAGCACAAACAAGCGGCAUAGCAGACAGAGCAGUCAAUGUCUGUUGAAAACAAGACAGUAGCAAUAAUGACUGGAGAGUGAAUCUCUUUAGGAAAUCAGAGGCACUGUGGACAAUGUGAUUCUUCAAAAAUACACUGCUCAAAAAAAUUAAAGGAACAUUUUGAACACACAUCAGAUCUCAAUUGGAAAACAAUCUUGCUGAAUAUUGAUUCUGAUAUGGAAUGAAUAAUGUGUUGGGAACAAAAGGAUGCCACAUUAUUUGAAUAAAAUGAGAACCCAGGGCUAAAUCCGAAGACAGAGAAAUUUAAACUGAAAACCUGAAGCAGCAGGAUAGUACAUUGUCAUUGCAGCAACUCAAAAUAGUACUUAGUAGUUUGUAUGGCUUCCAUGUGUGUGUAUGGAUGCUGGAUAACGCUGGGGCAUGCUCCUUAUGAGAUCAAGGAUAGUGUCCUUGGGUAUCUCCUCCUAGAUCCUGACCAGGUUAUCACUGAGCUCCUGGAGAGUCUGAGGUGCAACUUGGAGGCGUCGGAUGCACCUAAACAUUAUGUCCAAGAGGUGUUCUAGUGGAUUUAGGUCAGGGGAGCAUGGAGGCCAAUCAGUAGCACCAUUGCACCAGCAAAGAGUCUAACAAUGGGUCUAAGAUUUCAUCCUGACGCCUACUGGCAAUUGGCAACCUGCCAAUUCUGGUAUUCUUUGGUAAAUGCCAGUCAAGCUCCACUGUGCUGGGCGGUGAGCACAGAGCCUACUAGAGGACGUUGGGCCUUCAGGCCACCCUCAUUAAAUCGGUUUCUAAUAGUUUGGUCAGAGACAUUCACGCCAGUGUCCUGCUGGAGGUCACUUUGUUGGGCUUUGGCAGUAAUAAUCCUGUUCCUCCUUACACAAAGGGGCAGAUACUGGUCCUGAUGAUGGGCUAAGGACCUCUGACAGUCCUGUCCAGCUCUCCUACAGUAACUGCCUGUCUCCUGGAAUCUCCUUCACGCUCUUCAUAUUGUGAUUGGAGACGACAUUAAAACAGCUGACACUGAUUAACAACCUCUUCUACCACUUACCUGACCAGCUCAGUUUCCCAAAAUUUUAACUAACUUGAUAUUAUCCUGUGAUUAAAAAGUGUUUCUUUAAUUACUUUAAGCAGUGGAUAAAAGCAGAGUGGAUAUACAGAGCAGCAGCAGAUGUGGAGCUUUCUGUUAAAGAUUAGUCAAGAUAUUUCAUCAUUGGCGAAUGAGUCAGGAAUCCAGUUCCAAGCUUCAGCAGGCGAAGUUAUAAGCUGGACCCACGUGUAUUGCUUUGUGCGAAAACUUGACUCAUUUAACACGUCACUAUUAUUCAGUACAUUCCUCAAAUGACCUAUGUGUUGCUUUUUAUAGGCUCUGUGGGGAAAUUGUGACACUUUAUGAUGGAGUUAUGAAACUACUUUGUAUUUUUGUAUGUGAGAUGCUCAGAGGUUAAUAUGGUGGCUGACUGCACCAUUUUGGUUGUCCAAACUGGGCACCAUAAUGUACAGAAUAAUAAAGAUGUGCUAAAGGAGAUAUUUGAGUCUGGAAGAUGACCACUGCUUCGGAUUUACUUUAACAUUUGAUAUGAUCUAGUGGUUUGACUGGCAAGAAGACUUUAUGAUUCUGCUUAUUAGAAAUACUGAACAAAAAAUAAAACAUUUUUGAAUUGGACUGUUUAGAGCUCUACUUAAAUUCAAAUUGUUUUACCUGCUUUCUGAAGUUUGAGAUAAAAAUAAAAUUUGAUUCAAACUAAAUAGUUGCCUGCUGAAAUGCUGUUGUAAUGACAUGGUAGUCACAGUUGUGGGAGAAGAAAUGCAAUACUGAAAAUUACUGCAAAUGUUUUUUUGGGUUUUUUUACCCUUUUGAAAGGCUUGCACAUAAUAUUAAAAUGUCAACCAUACUGUCAUCAAAAACAUUAAAAGACUUUCAGGGGACGGGCAAAAGAGGAACCUUUUGGUGUUUCUCACAUGUUAAAACCUUGCAAUGUGGCAUCAGUAACCUAUAGUCAUAAAGAUCAAGGGGAUAUGUUUUUCUCUGAAUGCAGUUUAACUGUUGUCGUGUCUUUAACUU